Molecule: messenger RNA, 9277 nt
Organism: Harpia harpyja (harpy eagle)
Lineage: Eukaryota; Metazoa; Chordata; Aves; Accipitriformes; Accipitridae
Gene: MUC4
Product: mucin 4, cell surface associated
Exons: 30
Coding region: 1-8883 (2960 amino acids)
Biological process (GO): cell-matrix adhesion
Molecular function (GO): calcium ion binding
Source: RefSeq, a predicted model, not a curated record
AUGGGGUGCCGGGGACAGCGGCUGCUCUGGAGCUGGGUGCUGUGGGGGCUCUGGGUGCUGCCAGCACAAGCAGGGGAGACGGGGGAGCAGCCCCUUGCCCCCACACCAGCCCCAGCAGAGCCGGGCAGCAUCUCCCCUGUGGCCGACAGCACCGGUGCCAAGCUGCCUCCGGACCUGGGCACGUGCCAGGCAUUCCCCACCACCACGGCCACCCAGCUGGUGCACCCCUCUCCUGCCGUCAGAACCGCCACCUCUGCGGGCAGCCACGGCUCAGGCAGCCUGGUGCCACAGGUGACGGCGAGAGCGCUGGUCCCAGCCAGGACCAGUGGGCACGCAGUGGGUCUUGCCAUGGGCAGUGGCGGUGCUGGGCCAGCCACAGCCACAUCAUCCCCAGCUCCAGGUGUCCCUGCUGUAAUGGAGACAAGCAAACCACCAUCAAACAGCAGCACUGCUCCCAAGCAGGCUGUGGAAGUGUCCAGAGUGGCUCUAGACAGCAUCCCUGGAGAGCCAGUCCUGGGAACAACUGUCCCCAUGCACAAAGGGACUGUGGCCGAGCCACCCACGGGUGCUGCUGCUGCACUGAGAGGUGCCCCCCCAGCACCAGGCGGAGGUCUGUCCCCACCAGUGGCACACAUCCCAGCUGCUCAACCAGUGCCAGGGACAAAAGCAUCUUCCUCAGUCACUGGCAAAUUGACUGAUGCCAAUGAGUUGGUGCAGCUGGGUGAUGCUGUCACUGCAGAGGAGAUGCGGGGGCCAGCGUGGACCACAGUGCCAUCCCUCCCCCAAGACGAGGACAGCACAGGGACAUCACCUCCCAGCAUUGGCAAGAGCUCUGCUGAGCCACAUGCAACUGCCAUGCUCCCAUCCCAGGAGAUCACACCAGGGCUGGACGAGGCCACCUCACCUCUGGCCACAGCAGCCAGCAUCUCGUGGGAUGCAGGCAGCCCUGUGAAGCCAGCAGCAGCCUCAGCCAGCCCUGCCACUGGCCUCCCCAGGGGUCCCCCCAGUGCAGCCACAGAGGGAGCCAGGAUGGCAGCCCCACUGUCUGCUGACCCCCCAAGCACAUCCUUAGCAAAGGUCACCUUUUCUUCUGCCACCAUUGGCAUCGGCACGGCUACAGAACCAGGGACACGUGCUUUAUCCAAAGCCGACCACAACGCCUCGCAGGACACAGGGAGUGUGCCACCCGCUCAGCUGCCUCCAGCCCUUUCACCCCGGCUCCCCGGUGGUGCCAUGCCAGGCGCAGGAGAGACGCUUCCCCCCAGCCGCAGCGUGGCCCCUGGCACUGCUGGAGAUGGGCUGCCUGGAGCCAACGCCGUCACCCACCCCCAGGCCACUGCACUAGCUCUGGGCACACCAGUUAUGGCAAUGGAUGUCACCGCUGCAGAGCAUGUCCCCACCACGUCAUUCCCAGCUCUGGGAAGCACAGGUGCUGAGCUGGUGUCCGUCAAGAGUGAGCCCAAUGCCAGAGCCACGGCAGGCACCACUUCCCCAGAGACCGAGGCCACCCCAGUGGGGCUCAGCAUGAGGCUGACCCCCCCCACAGCUCCUGUCGGCUCUGGUGGUCCCUCUCCAGUGCCCUUUGCGCACUCCACGGGGUUUCUGCUCGCCCAGACCCCCUCAGCAGGCGCUGGGGCCACCACGGCAGAGGUGGCUGCAGGUGGAUCCCCUCCAGCCAGACCCAGUGUGGCCACAUCCUUAUCCCUCAUGGGUGCUGGUGGAACAAAGCCAGAUGGGGCCCCUCGAGCCACUGCUGCGCCAACAUCUUCCCUCGGUGUGUAUGGCAUCAGGACUGGGCCAGCUGCCAAGCCGUUCUCCCUCGUUAACAACACUCCAAUUAGUGAAGUAGGGGUGGGAACAGCAUUGCUGGCCAGUGACAAUGCCGCCACAAUGCUGUGGGACACCGGAGCCACCCCAGCUGUGCCUGAUGCAUCUCCCAGCCGCAGCCAGCCUGGUCCCCCUGCAGGCUCAGCACCCCCAGGAACUGGUGUCAUCCCUAGACCUGCACUAGCUCCACCGCUCCGGGCUGGGCCCCAACAUGGGGCAGCGACGUGGUCACCCAGCGCUGUGCCAGCCACGGGCACAACUGUGCCAGCCACGCCAGGACUACACAGAGAAGCCAGCAUCCCCGUGGCAUUGCAAGCAGGUAUCCCCCCGCUCCUGGAAGGCAGUGCUACUGCAGGGAUGGCUCUGGGGGUGUCCCUAUCCAGCAUCCCCCAAGAGACGGCAGCAGGCAUAUCCCCACUGUCUCUGGCCACCCCACCAUCAGCAAUGGGUGCUUCAGGUGACCCCCACCCCGAUCGCAGCACUGCGGGGCAAGCAGUGGGGAUGACGUCCCUGAAGGUGGCCACAGAGGAGAACCCAGGUGCCAGUGCAGUGGGGCCAGCUCCCAGCCAUGCAGUUGUCACUGGCGGGCCAUCACCAGAGCCACCUGCCCGAGGGACCGAUGCUCCUGAAACCAGACCCCCAGCAGAUCUGCCUCUCCUGGCUCCCAGGGGCGGUCGCUCGGCCCCACCAGCCAUGGCUAACCCCAGCCCAGCGCUGGCCACAGCCAGCCCCCUCCCCAGCACCGCGACUGGCAAGACACCCCAGCCCACGACACCACCGCCCCCUGAAAAUGCAGCCGUGGAGGGAGGCAGGGACAGAUCCCAGCCGGCGGGACAUGGCAGCACCACGCAGGCAGCUCCGGGCUCAACCCCGGUUGAAAACUCAAGGGCGAAUGCCACGACGGGCAUCCCCGACAGCGGUCACACCACUCUGGGGACAGCCCCACCGUCGUCAGCCCCUGCCACAGCCAGUGUCACUGCUCAGCCAAGCAUGGCUGCAUCGGACCACGGCUAUCACGCUGCUGAGCCCACCACGGACAUGGACACAGGCACGGACUUGGACAUGGACGCAGUUUCUCCUGCCAUGGGGAACAGGGCUGUGGGGCUGCCCACUGCCAUGGCUGGGGCGGCUGAGCCAGGCACCAGCGAUGCCACCCCCUUGGCGCGCUCUGCCCCAGGCAGCAAAAGCCCUAUGGCAGUGGCCAUCAUGGGCACGGUGUCACCCACAGCUCCGGAGCCGGUUAUAGCACCUUCCCCUGGCCUCGCUCACAACACUGCUGAAGCAGGUGUCGCUGUGUCCCCUCCUGUCCCCAGGAAUACCCAUCCACUGGUGGUGACACCCUCUGUCACCCCCAGCAUCACCAUCGCUGGUCCAGCAGCAGGAGCAGGUGAUGCCAGCUUUGACAGGGUCACAACACCCCCCUCUGUUGUCCCCAGCAGUGCCUCCACUCCACACAGCCCCCAUGUCACCCCGAGGCCAUCCCCUGAGGCCACCGACAGCACCCAUGACCCAGCCUCAAUGGGUCUCAGCCUGGUCACUGAGGACGAGCCCAUGGCCAGGGUCUCCUCACUGGCUGUUGGCCACACACAUGCAUGGGAGACUACAGCCGUAUCCCGGUCAGAUGCUGGGGGGGGUACCACCUCCCGGGGACACACCACCCCCUCUGAAAGCGGUGCCGAGGGUGCAGCACCCCUAGCCAGCACCAGCAGCACCCAUGUGCCUGUCUCCAACACUGCUGGCAGGAGCCCAGCCACCAUGCCAGCCACCAGCAUGUUCCCCAGCAACACCAUCCCACCAGCCACCUCAGCCAGCGGGGAGACAUUCGUGGUGACCGGGGCCACCACAGCCAUGCCGUCUGCCCCAGCGAAGGCCACCAGCACCAGCAGUGUCCUGUCCCUUGCUGUAACACGCAACAAGGCAGGCAGAAGCGGGCAACCUGUCCUAUCCCCAGCAGAACGUAACCCCUCAGUGGAAACAACUGCCGGGUCCUGGAGCGUCCUCAGUCCCAGCCCUGCCAUCGCUGUGCCCAGUUCACCCCUCCCCAGCCUGCACAGCCCAGCGGAGGGGCCAGCAACAGCCCCCUCGUCCCUGCUUGGUGUUGGUGCAAGCAGGGAAUCGGCAGCCGGAUGGGCCUCCUCUGAGCCAGCAACAGGCACCUCUUCUCCCAUGGCUGUCGGCAGCCAUGCCAUGGGACGGGCAGCGAGCUCGUCAUCUCCCAGCUUCUGGACACCUCUAGGGGCACCUGCCCGGGGGGGGAAAACAGCCAUCACUGCAGGCAGCACCACAGCCAUUGCUGCAGGCAGUGCAGCAGCCAUGACUGCAGGGAGCACCACGGCCAUCACCGCAGGCAGCACCAUGGCCAUGACUGCAGGGAGCACCACAGCCAUCACCGCAGGCAGCGCAGCGGCCAUUGCUGCUGGGAGCACCACAGCCAUCACUGCAGGGACCACCACAGGGAGCACCACAGCCAUGACUGCAGGCAGCACCACAGCCAUCACUACAGGCAGCACCGCGGCCAUUGGCGCAGGGAGCACCACAGCCAUCACCGCAGGGACCACCACAGCCGUCAUUGCAGGCAGCACCACAGCCAUCUCUGCAAGAAGCACCACAGCCAUCACCGCAGGGAGCACGACGGCCAUCACUGCAGGGACCACCACAGACAUCGCUGCAGGCAGCACCACAGCCAUUGCUGCAGGCAGUGCAGCAGCCAUCACUGCAGGGAGCACCACGGCCGUCGCUGCAGGCAGCACCAUGGCCAUGACUGCAGGGAGCACCACGGCCAUCACUGCAGGCAGCGCAGCGGCCAUCGCUGCAAGGAGCACCACAGCCAUCACUGCAGGCACCGCCACAGCCAUCACUGCAGGGACCACCACAGCCAUCACUGCAGGCACCACCACAGCCAUCACUGCCGGCAGCACCACAGCCAUCUCUGCAAGAAGCACCACAGCCAUCACUGCAGGCAGCACCACAGCCAUCUCUGCAAGAAGCACCACAGCCAUUGCUGCAGGCAGUGCCACGGCCAUUGCUGCAGGCAGCACCACGGCCAUCGCUGCCAGGAGCAGCAAAGCCAUCACUGCCGGCAGCACCACAGCCAUCUCUGCAAGAAGCACCACAGUCAUCACUGCAGGCAGCACCACAGCCAUCUCUGCAAGAAGCACCACAGCCAUUGCUGCAGGCAGUGCCACGGCCAUUGCUGCAGGCAGCACCACGGCCAUCGCUGCCAGGAGCAGCAAAGCCAUCACUGCAGGCAGCACCACAGCCAUCACUGCAGGGAGCACCGUGGCUGUUGCACCCACAGCCCCAGUGAGCCCAGCCAAGGAGGUGGGAGGUCUCCCAGCCCCAGGCACCGUGGCACCAGUGGGACCACCAGCCACCACCAGUCCUGCCACCACCCCAUCUCCUGCCUUUGGGACGCAGAGGGGACUGGCCACAGCACCAAGCACAACUGCCCACACCACUGCUGGCCAUAGAAAUCCUGUCCCUGAGCCCCAGCCAUCCCACGGCCUUAUCAUGCCAGCGGCCUCACUCUACCCCUUUGGCAUGGAGGGAGGGGACCAAGAGUGCGUCCAGAGGAUGGUGGAUUUUAACUCCCCCCUGUUCAAGCCAGAGAUUGGAUUCCCCUUUGGGAAGUCGCUGCGGGAUGCUCUCUAUUUUACAGAUAAUGGACAGAUCAUUUUCCCACCCACGGACAACUACGUCCUCUCCAACCCUAAUCCACCUCCUCGGGGCUUCAGCGGCUGGGAGGGUUUGCCGAUGGUGGCCGCCUUUUGGGACGACGCAGAUUUCUCCCAGGGUGUCGGCACCACCUGGUACCAGGAGUACUCCACCCUCAGCUCUGCCCAAGACCCCCUUGUCCAUGACGUGGAAGCAAAGAUUGAGAAAUACCUGAAAACCCCCUACAUAGCAAAAUGGACCUUGAAGGUGACAUGGGAGAAGGCUCCGGCAUACCCGUCCCAGCGGGAUGACACUCAGACGAGCACCUACCAGGCAGUCCUCACCACCGAUGGGAACCAUUCUUUCGCCCUACUGCUCUACCAGGACGGCGGGAUGCGGUGGGACUACACCAAGCUGGCUGAGGGCAACGUGCUGAUCGGCUUCUCCAGCGGUGAUGGCUAUGCCCAAAAUAACGAGCUGACACAAAAACCACCAGCUGUCAAGUACCGACCCGACCAGCACAGCAGCACUGGCACUGGUGUGCGCGGGCUGUGGAUAUACAGGCUGGACAGUCGUUCCCGGGUGAACUAUAGGCUGCAGUGCCUGGCGUGGCUGGAUGCAGAGCCAGCACCGGCCACCUGGAAUGACCAGCUGCCGCCAUGCCCCUGCUCCCAACCCCAGGCAGAGCUGGAUCCCCGCUACCGCCGGAGCAAAGGCCUGGCGGACACCUCUGUGAGGAUGCUGCGCACUGCAUCCCCCAGCCCGGCCGGAGCCGGGGUGCGGUGUCUGUAUCAAGGUGGGAGCUUGCUCGAAGGCUGGCAGGAGAGAGCAUGGAGCCUCCCCAUCCACCCUGCCACUGACGGGGAGCUGGAGGCAUUCGACUGGUGCUGCCGGCGCGUGGGGAAGCCUCUGUUCUGUGCCAGGUUUGCUGAGAAGAGACCGAGGGUCGGCUGUGAGGGAUAUGUGCCACCCACCCCCGCUGGUGCCUUCGGGGACCCCCACAUUACCACCCUGGAUGGACUCACCUACACCUUCAAUGGGCUCGGAGACUUUGUCCUGCUGCUGGCCAGUGAUGCCCAGACCAGCUUCGUGCUGCAUGGGCGCACGGCCCGGACUGGCACGGCCCAGGCCACCAACUUCAUGGCCUUUGCUGCCCAGUAUAACUCUGCCACCACCACAACAGUUGAGUGGACCUUGGGGAACCAGGGUGACAUCCAAGUCCUCCUGAAUGAUGAAACCAUCCAGUUUUCCUAUUCCCAAGACAUGGGUGCUGAGGUGUACUACAGCCCCGGUGUCCUGCUGGUCAAUGCCUCCUCCAUCAUGGCCGUCUUCGAUGGGGCCAUUGCUGUCUCCAUCUCGGCAGCCUCCGGGAUCCUCAGCGUGGUCUGCAGCCUGCCUGAUCGGUACCGCAACAGCACCAAGGGCCUCCUGGGUGUGUGGGACCAUGACCCCGCAGAUGACUUCCAGAUGCCAAAUGGAACCAGCAUCCCUGUGAACAGCAGCGAGGAGGAGAUCUACAGCUACGGGAUGACCUGGGCUGUUGGAGAGCACAGCCUGUUUGCUCAGCCUCUGGACUCACCUGUAAUGAACUUCACACCCAUCUUCUUGUCUCAACUGCGGCAGGAUAAUGAAAGCCAGUACCAGCUGGCAGCCUCACGGUGCCAUGGCAGCAAGGAGUGCAUCUACGAUUCACUGAGCACAGGGGAUGUGGCCCUGGGCCUGGCGACCCAGAUCCUCGCAGCCGACUUCCAGCAGAAGAAGGCAGUACUCAAUGCCUUCCCUCCCGUCAUCACCGGUGACGCGUCACUCACAGCCUUCAGGACAGAAAGGGUCAGGAGGCAGUACCGUGCUGUGGGGGUGGGCGCACGCUUUGUCCCCCACCUCUCGCCAGAGCUCAACAUAUCAGAGAGCGGCACCCUGACGUGGGAGCCCCACAGGACGGCCCCGCUCACCGUCAGCCUGGAGGCUGUUGGGUCCAACAACCUCUCCACCCUCCUCCAGCUCCGCUUCACCCUUUGCAGCUGCAGCAGGAGCCAGGAGUGCGACUACAGCGACACUGUCACCCUCGGGGGGUCCUCCCUGCAGCUGGCAGCCUGCAGGUGCGAGGGCGGCUACUCGGGUCCCUUCUGCCAGGACCCUCCGGACCCCUGCGCACAGGGAUGCUUCCCCGGCGUGGGCUGUGACUCGCGCACCGGCUGCGGCCCCUGCCCGGCUGGCCUGACGGGUGACGGGCGGCACUGCUCAGAUAUCGAUGAGUGUGCACAGGGAAUGGCGUGCCCGGGGAAUGCCACUUGCACCAACACGGUGGGCAGCUACACCUGCUCCUGCCCGCCUGGCGAGGAGGGCGAGGGGCCAGGCUGUGGCUCAGCCUGCGGCUCCCGCUCCUGUCCCGAGGGCUACUGCAGCAACGGGGGACACUGCCACCUGCACCCCGUCACCUGCACCCCCGCCUGCGCCUGCCCCCCGGCUUUCACCGACCAGCAGUGCCUGGUGGCAGGGGGGGAUUUUUGGCCGCUGCCCAGCACAGAUCUCCCCCGGAGAAGCGUCCAGCUGCGGGUCAGGACGCUGCAAAAUGCCACUGCUGGGGAAGUCAAUGGCACCGUCUCAGCCAUCCUGGACUCCCUGGAGGUAAAGGCUUUCCAGAGCAACACCAACAUCACCCAGAUGACAGACGGUGACGGCUUCACCUUCACGGUGGUGUCCGAGUUUGCCUAUGAUAGCCGCAGCACCGUCAUCCGGUUCCUGAACGAUUUGCUGCCGGGGGCCAUCACCAGCGCCUUCAACGGGAAGCGGGGGCGGCGGGAGGCGGGCACGCACCUCCUCUUCCAGCACCUGCACCGGGACAACAUCACCGACCUGGUGAAGCUGACAGUGGCUGAGCUGAGGCACUAUUUCCCCUGCGGUCUGUACGGCUACAAAGGCUACCAGCUCCACUACGUGGGGACCAUCGGCUUUGUCUGCAUCUCCCCUUGCAAGAUGGGCUACUGCCAGCACGGCGGCCAGUGCCAGCACCUGCCUGAGGGACCCACGUGCAGCUGCCUCCCCUUCUCCAUCUUCUCCCCCACCGGCGCCCAGUGCGAGCGGCUGGCCGUCAGCCUCGCCGCCUUCCUCGGCAUCUUGCUGGGAGCCCUGGCUCUGCUCUGCCUCCUGCUCGCCGUCGCCUGCCUGGCCUUGCGCCUCUGCCGCCGGCACUGCCACCGGCACCGGGGGGCCAAGGAGACCUUCUGGAGGCCACGGCCCUUCUCCUCUCUGACAACGGCAGGAGAGCGAGCAGAGCCCACCCGCUCCCACUCCCUGGAAAGGCGUUGGGAACUGCAGCUCCAGGCCAUCGACCCCUCAGUCCAGAUAAGGAUCCAGAGACCCCACGUCAGGCUUCCGAGCCAGCCCCCCCAGCAGCCCUAGCCUGCCACCAGUCCUGCCCCGCUGCCUCCGGGCUCACGGAGGAGCCAGCCGCUGCUGCCAGCCCUGCUGCCCGCUCUCGGGGUCUCCAGCAAUGGUGCCUGCGUGGAGGCAGAGGAUGGGCAGCUGCCUUUUGGGAUCUGGUCUUUGUGGGAGGAUUCACUCUGGAGGAGGCGCUUUUUUUGAAUGGAAAAUGUGGGUUUAUGUUGGGUGGCCAAAGCAAGAAGAUUUCACCUUCCCCUGAGGACCUGCAGAGGCAACUGGGACAGUCCUUGAGUGUGUCUGCACCGGGGUAUGCCCUAGUGCAGUGUAACUGGACCCGGCAGAGCCACUGAUAGCAGACUCAGGUGGGGCAAUGCAGUGAUUAUAACCUGUUAGGAGCAAAAUAGAAUAAACC